UCCCAUACUCCGCCCUCUCUCGUUACCUUCUCCCCAUUAUAAAAAGAGUCCGCCUCCAGAUCUGCUUACCAGCUACUGAGAGCGCGCCUUCCAGGUUUGUCCUCCCACCUCUCGAAACCCGCAUCCCUCAUUACCAAAUCUUCGAAGAACCCGUUUCAUAAUAUGAUGAGGAGGGGUGGAGAGGUUUGGGGACGGAGAGGGGGGGCGAGGCAGCUGAAGCAGCUCGGCGGGGGAAUAAAGGCGUUGCCGGGGCGGCUAGGGAUUGCCGUGGUCUCUCUCCUGAUCUGCACUCUGUCUCUGUUCUCGAUGAUCGGGGUCACUCGUCACUCUAAUCAGGUGGAGUAUGUUGAUGUAAAUAAGCUUUGGAGAACUGCUGAUUCUGGUGGUUGGAGAUCCUCAUCUGCUCCACGAUCAUAUUGGCAUUCUCCUCCAAAUGAGAGUAAUGGCUAUUUACGAGUGCGUUGCAAUGGUGGCUUGAAUCAACAGCGAAGUGCGAUAUGUAAUGCAGUUGUUGCUGCAAGAAUCAUGAAUGCGACACUUGUGCUGCCAGAGUUGGAUGCAAAUUCUUUCUGGCAUGAUAAGAGUGGUUUUCCAGGUAUCUAUGAUGUUGAGCAUUUUAUCAAGACAUUAAGGUAUGAUAUCCGUAUAGUGGAAAGGCUUCCUGAAAUUUCUUCACAUGGAAAGACCAAGAAAAUGAAAUCUUAUCAGAUUCGUCCACCAAGGGAUGCUCCUCUGAGCUGGUAUACAACAACUGCUUUGGAAAAGAUGAGGAAGCAUGGUGCUAUUUACCUCACCCCCUUUUCACAUCGUUUGGCAGAGGAGAUUGAUGACCCUGAACUUCAGAGGUUGAGGUGUCGAGUGAAUUAUCAUGCACUUCGAUUCAAGCCACACAUAAUGAAGACAAGUAGUGAGAUAGUUAGUAAGCUCCGUGCAAAUGGCCAUUUCAUGUCAAUACACCUUCGAUUUGAGAUGGAUAUGCUUGCCUUUGCUGGGUGUUUGGAUAUAUUUACACCUGAAGAACAGAAAAUUUUGAAAGAGUACCGGGAGAAAAAUUUUGCAGAAAAGGUACUUGUUUAUAGAGACAGGAUGCUUAUUGGGAAGUGCCCAUUAACUCCAGAGCAGGUGGGCCUCAUCUUGCACUCCAUGGGAUUCGACAACUCCACACGCAUCUACCUUGCUGCCGGUGAACUUUUUGGUGGAGAUCGCUUCAUGAAGCCAUUCAGAACAAUGUUCCCUCACCUUGAAAACCACAGCACGCUGGGACCUGAAAAGCUUGAAGAGAAUGCACGAGGGCUGGCUGGUGCUGCUGUGGAUUACAUGGUCUGCCUCCUCUCAGACAUUUUCAUGCCAACAUAUGACGGCCCAAGUAAUUUUGCAAACAAUCUCAUGGGCCACCGUCUGUACUAUAAUUUCCGGACCAUAAUCCAACCUGACCGGAAAGCCUUGGCUCCAAUACUCUUGGAUAUAGAGGAAGGACGCAGAGCUGGCUCAGAGGAGCGGAUCAGGCAAGUUAUGUUCAAAACCAAAUUUGGGGGGCCCCACAAGCGGGUCCCACCGGAGUCUUUCUAUACAAAUUCAUGGCCCGAGUGCUUCUGCCAAGUGUCUCCAAAAAAUCCUGCUGAUAAAUGCCCCCCUAACAAUGUGUUGGAAGUCCUUGGUAGCCAGUUGCAGGGUGAUGUUUCAGAACGCCCGCGGAUGUCCAACAGGACGCAUGCAACAGGCUUGAAAGAAGACGCUUGAUAUUAAAGGUUUCAGCUUGUUUCGUUUGAUCUCAUCUGUAAAGGUAGUAUUCUUGUUUACAGCCUCGAACACAUGUGAAUGGAUUCUCAGGUUGCAGCUGGGAACUGUUUUACCUGAAAAUAGCAGAAAGUUGGAAUUAAGGCUUUUAGGGGUGUUGAAGAGCAGUUAGGAAGCUAGUAUUGAAACAGUGUAACAUAGACUAAACUUGGUGCCCACAUUUUUUUCUCCUGCUGCUUUAGGCGAGGUAUUUGUAUGCCUCCCAUAAUAUUUUUGGAAAGUUAUGCUGUUUUGGAACA
Elaeis guineensis (African oil palm) is the source of this 2036-nucleotide messenger RNA. RefSeq names its product O-fucosyltransferase 1. NCBI's taxonomy places the organism in Eukaryota, Viridiplantae, Streptophyta, Magnoliopsida, Arecales, Arecaceae. The record is from RefSeq and is a predicted model, not a curated record. Gene Ontology annotation, cellular component: trans-Golgi network; endosome; cytoplasm.